AUGGAGUGUCCGUUGAUGCCGUCUGUCCUGGCAAGAAAGCUGUUGAUAUCUGUCGCACAGCCAUUCAUCAACUUUCUCCUGCUCACCAGCCUCAUUACAUCACUUGAGCACUGUCAAUUGACUUAUUCUGAAUCACGUGGUCACAAUUUUGCACUCAAUGCAACAUUUGAUGACAUUGAAUUUAACAAAUAUGAUGGAUUAAUAAUACCAGGAGGACGGGCACCUGAAUAUCUUGCUGUGGAUGCGUCGGUUUUAGAAUUGGUGAGAAAGUUUUCUGACUCCUGA
Messenger RNA from Prunus armeniaca (apricot), 285 nucleotides. Lineage: Eukaryota; Viridiplantae; Streptophyta; Magnoliopsida; Rosales; Rosaceae. The record is from the annotation of a GenBank genome assembly.